Tarenaya hassleriana is the source of this 1192-nucleotide messenger RNA. RefSeq lists its product as uncharacterized. The record is from RefSeq and is a predicted model, not a curated record. Lineage: Eukaryota; Viridiplantae; Streptophyta; Magnoliopsida; Brassicales; Cleomaceae. The transcript has 9 exons. The coding region runs from base 205 to 954 and encodes 249 amino acids.
AACAAAUUAGUUCUUCCUCGAAAAUUUAAAAAUUAUUUUAAAAAAAGAGGGAAUAAAAAAGGGAAGAGGGAGGGAGAAGAGAAGUUUCGGUUUUUUCCAAUUAAAGACAAGGUUUGUUCCCUGUGAAGUUUCGAGAUUCCCUGUGUCUUUGAAUUCGGUUUUGAAUCUUUCCUGUGAGGAGGAGGAGGAGGAGGUGUUUCAGCCAUGGCGGGUUCGCAGGACAAGAUGGAGAAGAUGCAGCUCCGUCAGAGCUACCGGAACGUUUGGCACUCCGAUCUCAUGGGCACCGUCACCGCCGAUACUCCCUAUUGUUGCUUCGCGUGUUUGUGUGGACCGUGUGUUUCAUACUUGCUUCGGAGGAGAGCCCUCUACAAUGACAUGUCAAGGUACACUUGCUGUGGUGGAUAUAUGCCUUGUAGUGGUCGAUGUGGAGAAAGCAAAUGCCCUGAACUUUGUCUUGCCACCGAGGUUUUCCUAUGCUUUGGGAACUCUGUGGCUUCUACCCGCUUCAUGCUACAGGAUGAAUUUAACAUCCAGACAACGCAAUGUGACAAUUGCAUAAUUGGUUUUAUGUUCUGCCUCAACCAAAUUGCUUGCAUUUUCUCUCUAGUCGCUUGCAUUGUGGGAAGUGAUGAACUUUCAGAGGCAUCUCAACUGCUGUCUUGCUUGGCCGAUAUGGUUUACUGCACGGUUUGUGCAUGUAUGCAGACACAACACAAGAUCGAGAUGGAUAAACGAGAUGGAGUGUUCGGUCCUCAACCAAUGGCAGUGCCACCAGCUCAGCAGAUGUCCCGUAUCGAUCAACCCAUCCCUCCACCAGUCGGGUACCCUCCCGCCCCGGGAUACACUCAGCCUUACUAUCCCCAUCCAGCACAAGGAUACCCUGCCGCUGCUCCGGGCUACCCUCCUCAAUACCCUCCUCCUUACCCUCCUCCUGGUUAUCCCCCAAAGUAAGAUAUGCUUAAACCGGUAUAUCUUCGCUUCUGUCUGUGCAAGUAUAUUAUGAUUGUUACCCGGUUAAGCUCUGCAGAACGGUUACACCCGUUGGUUUGUCUCCUUAUCUAAUGAUUGAUAUCGAACCAAAAUUGAUGGAAACCAAAUGAAUGUGUCCUCUAUGCAUUUUCUUAAUGUAUCUAUGUGUGGAUUAUGUGGUUCAGAUAUUGUUCUCGGUUUUUAGUUUUCUUUGCAAUCA